This is a messenger RNA of Pimephales promelas (fathead minnow), 2887 nucleotides long. RefSeq names its product calcium voltage-gated channel auxiliary subunit gamma 8a (gene cacng8a). Gene Ontology annotation, molecular function: voltage-gated calcium channel activity; channel regulator activity. Gene Ontology annotation, cellular component: postsynaptic density membrane; AMPA glutamate receptor complex. NCBI's taxonomy places the organism in Eukaryota, Metazoa, Chordata, Actinopteri, Cypriniformes, Leuciscidae. Gene Ontology annotation, biological process: regulation of AMPA receptor activity; postsynaptic neurotransmitter receptor diffusion trapping; positive regulation of synaptic transmission, glutamatergic. The record is from RefSeq and is a predicted model, not a curated record.
AGAAUCCAUAACAUUUGUUCUAUUAGUUCGGGUUUGUCAUCGUUCAGACAUGUUCCUAGAGAACUGUGAUUUGUCUCUUGAUCAAUAUUAACCAAGUCCUGUCGGCUAACAAUUCCUGCUUCACCAUCGUUUAUUCAUAUGAACACAACUGUCUCUUAACGCCCCCUCGUUCACCGCCUCUCCAGAACCGCCUCAAAGAAUUACGACCAAAAAGCAACAGGGAUACAUGUCUAAACUGCAAAGGAGGAGAAGCAGUAGGAUUCCUGCCAUGAAAUCUCUCUAAGAGGAGAAAAGCAGCGAAACCUAGAAAAUCUACACCCACCCACGGGCAGGAGACAGGGGGAGAGAGAAAGAAAGAAAGAAAAGAGAGAGAGAGAGAGAGUGAGUAGAGGGGUGCGUGAAAGAGAGGGGAAAGAAAAAGCGAGGGACAACAGUCGAUGGAUGCUGCUUGGACGCUCUGGUCGGCACAAUAUUCAGUGACAACGAUUGGAGAGCUGCAGGGAUGGAUGGGAAGGGAAGACACAUUCCUCCAGCCAUGGUAUGGUGCGAGCGGGGAAUUCAGGUGCUUCUCACCACUGUGGGAGCAUUCGCAGCCUUCGCCUUGAUGACCGUGGCCAUUGGCACGGACUACUGGCUGUAUGCUCGGGCCUUUAUCUGCAACAGCACCGCCAACUCCUCUCAGGAUGACCCACACAACAAGGACAAGAAGGAUCCUGGAGCUCUCACCCACUCCGGCCUCUGGAGGAUUUGCUGCCUGGAAGGAUUGAAGAGAGGAGUGUGUUCCCAGAUUAAUCAUUUCCCAGAUGAUGCUGAUUAUGACCAGGAUGCUGCAGAGUACCUUUUACGUGUAGUCAGGGCCUCCAGUAUAUUUCCUAUCCUCAGUGCCAUAUUAUUGCUGCUAGGUGGAGUUUGUGUGGCAUCUAGUCGGUUCUACAAGACCAAAAGACACAUCAUUUUGGGAGCAGGCAUUUUGUUUGUAGUCGCAGGCCUGAGCAACAUUAUAGGUGUCAUCGUAUACAUCUCUGCAGCUCUCAGUGACAUCUCCCCCAAAAAGGACGAGGACAAGAAGUGGCACUACUCCUACGGCUGGUCCUUCUACUUUGGCGGCCUGUCGUUCAUUCUGGCGGAAGUUGUAGGCGUGCUUGCUGUCAACAUUUACAUCGAGCGCAACAAAGAACUGCGCUGCCGCUCGCGCACUGACCUCUUCCGCAGCACGACCUCUGCUGUGUUACGCUUGCCAGGAUACCGGUUCCGCCGGCGCUCCUCCCGGUCCAGCUCGCGCUCCACAGCGGAGCCGACCCGCUCCCGCGAACAGUCCCCGACCUCUGCCAUCGAUCCAAAGAACUUCGGCCCGCCCCUGGCCGCCGGCCCACCGCCGUUUUCAGUAGCCACGCUCCCCAAUCCACAUACACACGCCGGAGGAGGAAUGGGAGAUAUAUCGAUGUACACGCUGGGGAGGAAAGGGGAGCCACCCAUGUACGGCACAGUCGACCGUGCCACACUCUACCAGCUGCACAAUUACUUUCCGACAAAGGAGGGAGACGGUGGAGCGCUCAUGACGGGAACGCUGCCUUCUCGUUCCAAGUCGAACCUGGCCGCGUCGGCCAACGCCACCCUCAAUACCUCGUCUUCAUCCGGCCCCCAGCAGCCGCCGCUAUCCGCCGGCUCCUCCGCCACCAUGGAGAGGGAUCGAGGGCUGGGAACCUUGGAUCGACUUGGAAAAGGAGACAGUUCAAACACUAACACUCUCAACAGGAGAACAACACCUGUGUAACAAAAGGCUCGAGGAGGGAGGGAAGAGAGCGACGGGAAAAACAAGCGAUUACACGAACUGCAAGUAAGGUGAGAAGUAAGAGAAUGUGAGAGACAAAAAGAGCAAGAAAGGGCUGAGAAACGAAAUAAGGUCCGCUCACAAGACGACAAAGAAGUGAACAAGAAGGCAAUACAUCCUCUUUUUUUCUCUCCAUUUCUGUUUUUGAACAUGGUGACUUGAGUAACAGAAUUCCAUCCGCACUUCUUAUUGAUUCAUGUUGAAAUACUCGAUGUGUGUGAUGGUGAUAUUUCGGUUCUUCAAGCUCUUUUUAUUCCAGUGCUUUAUCAUCAGGUUAUUCCUGUAACUUAUUUGGCAUUCCAAUAUAGUUGUUGUUGUUGAUUUUUUAUUAAUUAUUAUUAUGGUAAUUGUUAUUGUUGAGUUAACUUAAACAUUAUACAUUUUUAUCAACCUAUUUUUUUUUUUUGCACAAGUAUCCAUUUUAAUUUAUUUCCGAAUCCUUUCGAAUGAUGAACUAAACUGUGAUUUUUUUUCUUGCACAUGUUGACACAAUAUUUCACGAUGUCAUUCAGUGUCAAGCAUGUGUUAAUUCUGCUAGAGUGACGACUAUUACUAUUAUGACUUUUUUUUAGUUUUUACAAAGAUUAAUAAUACUUAGAUCUGUGGAAUUUUUCAUUGUAACCGUAAGUGUACAAGUAGUUAAGUCUUCAUAUAAAUAUAUUUGAUUUAUUUAUCAUAUUAACAGUCUUAAUAUUGUUACGAUGGGAUAACAAAUAUAAUGAACUGCUUUUGAGACAAAAGAAAGAGACAGAAUACAGAAGUGAAAGGCAUUCAUUCCAGGGGAGCAAUACGUAUACCUAAAAACCUCACCAGAAAAGACAAAAAAAUCGAUUAAAUACAUAGUAUAUUAUGAAUAUAAAUAUAUAUAUAAAAAUGUGUGUGCGUGUGUGUGGGAAAAAAACAACUUUUUGGUAAAAUAAAAUAUGAUAUAUUCUAUGAAUGUCUAAAACUCAGAUCUGUGUGCAUACUGUUAGCAGUUUUGACUGCAGCAUUAUUUUCAUGUUUAUUUGUAACUUUGUAUGCAUGAUUCAUAUCCAAUAUAUGAUAUAUUCAUAA